AUGCCUCCCCCUUUCCGAUCCCUUGCCCGAUCCUCAGCAUCAACUUCGCUUGGCCAGUGCCCUCCCUGUUUUCCUCUCCCUUUCCCCCUGUCCGCCUCUCCCUUCCCCCCUGUCCUCCUCUCCCUUUCCCCCUGUCCUCCUCUCCCUUUCCCCCUGUCCUCCUCUCUAUUUCCCCCUGUCCUUCUCUCCCUUUCCCCCUGUCCUCCUCUCCCUUUCCCCUUGUCCUCCUCUCCCUUUCCCCCUGUCCUCCUCUCCCUUUCCCCCUGUCCUCCUCUCCCUUUCCCCCUGUCCUCCUCUCCCUUUCCCCCUGUCCUCCUCUCUAUUUCCCCCUGUCCUUCUCUCCCUUUCCCCCUGUCCUCCUCUCCCUUUCCCCCUGUCCUCCUCUCCCUUUCUCCCUGUCCUCCUCUCCCUUUCCCCCUGUCCUCCUUGUUGGAGAUUACGUUUGCGUGGGGUUGA
This is a messenger RNA of Closterium sp. Naga37s-1, 456 nucleotides long. Lineage: Eukaryota; Viridiplantae; Streptophyta; Zygnematophyceae; Desmidiales; Closteriaceae. The record is from the annotation of a GenBank genome assembly.